AUGCUGUUGUUCAUCUGGAAUUUCCCCUGGUUGCUUACCUGUGCGAUCCAUCUGAAACGUUCUUGUGACGAAAGAAAACGGAUAAGAAACAAGAAAAGAGUAAAAGAGACGCAAACAGAAACAGAAAGCAUUGGAAAACGGAAUCAAGGAACAUGGGACAACAGAGUGGAGUAUAUACUGUCACUGUCUGGUUAUACAACAGGUAGUUCUGACUUCUGGAGGUUUCCCUACCUUAUCUGGAGAUAUGGAGGAGGAACCUUUAUUCUGGCCUUCAUCUUCAGUGCUGCAGUUGUAGCUGUUCCUGUCUACUACCUAGAAGUAACUGUCGCACAGUUCUCAGGUCGGGGCAUGUUCGACGUGUGGGAAAUAUCACCUAUCAUGAAAGGAUUAGGAAUAGGGAUGUUCAUCAUCAAUUUUGAAUAUCUCAUCAUAGCACCCACCUUCCGACUGUGGAUUAUGCAGUAUAUCGGAUAUAGCUUCAUGUCUCCGUUGCCAUGGAAACGAUGCGACAAUCCAUGGAAUACCCCAGCUUGUGUGGAUCUUUAUAUCACUCUGCCAGCAAAUUCAACACAGAAUAUAUCACAGGGCGAAAUAUCGGCACACAAUGUGUCGUCAGCAAUUACAGCACCUCCAGUGCUAGCAGAAGAGGAGUUUUUCCUACACAAGAUACUACAAGUUUCGGGUUCCGUGUAUGAUUUAGGAACAUUUCGAUGGGAUUUGUGCCUCUGCUUACUGGUGUUCACGACUCUUUGCGCUGCCAGUGUGAUAAAGGACGUAAAGUCUAUUGGGAAGGUUAUGUACGUGGUAACGAUUUUACCCCUCCUGUUGUUGCUUGUAAUAUUUGUACGGACUCUUCUUGCACCAGGGUCCGGGGCUGGAAUGCGAUAUUUCCUGACACCGGAUAUCACGAAACUCUGGGAUCUAGAGCUGUGGGUCCAGGCCGGUUUUGCCGCUGCAUUCUCCCUCUGUACAGCUAAUGGUGGUAAUAUAGAGAUUGGGAGUCGGGCUAGAUUCCGGACAAACUUGAUAAGCGCUACCGUCGCCCCGUGUGUUAUGGACGUGUUUGGUAGUAUCUUCACCAGCAUGGUCAUCUAUUCUGUUAUCGGGGUAAUGGCACACGAGAGUGGCAUGCCGCUCGGAGAAUCACUAUUUGCAGGCAACUCGGCAGCUUUUGUUGCCUUUACCAGGGCCUUUUCCUUCUUCCCGUUGCCCAACCUUUGGCUGGUGAUAUUCUUUCUUGCAUUUCUGGUGGCAACAUCGGAUAUCAUGAUAAUGUAUGACGUAAUUCUGAAACGAAGCCUUCAAAAGUAUGUUCCUGGUCUCAAAAACAGACCAAAGACUGCAUUUGUCGUCAUGUUUGUCAUCGCCUUCCUGGUCAAUCUCCCUUUCUGUUCACAGGCUGGAGCUUACAUGUACCAGAUCAUCGGUUGGUACGCCGCAUCCAUGGGCGUCUUUGUGAUGGCCAGUCUAGAAUGCAUCAUUUUUAUGUGGAUUUAUGGGGGACACAUGUUAGACGAAAACAUCAGAUUGAUGAAUGGGAGGACGAUGCCUAAUAUUAUACGAUUUGCGGCGGCAUUCAUUUGUCCGGUCCUCUUCAUUGUGUUCCUGGUACUCGGUAUUGUUCGGUACAAACCUCCAGUAUUUGGAAGCUACCACUAUCCGAGAGCCAUGGAAGGAAUCGGCAUUCUGAUCAGUUUGUUACCCAUGGUACCCCUGAUUGUCUGUGCUUGUUUAAGUCUGUACAGAAACAGAAAAACUGCACUUACCAAAAAGGGCCUAGGAAAGUUGUUCCAGCCAAGUGUUUUGUGGGGGCCAUGUGACGCAGAGGUCAUCGAUGAGUACCAGAAAGUUGCAGCGAAACCAAUGAGCUGGUCACAAACGGCUUACUAUAACCUUACUGGUAGACAAAGAGAGAAAGCGCACGCAGAGACAACUGAGCAGGCGUGCGUCAUGACGAAGAUGAUUUAA
Molecule: messenger RNA, 1968 nt
Organism: Ylistrum balloti
Lineage: Eukaryota; Metazoa; Mollusca; Bivalvia; Pectinida; Pectinidae
Product: sodium- and chloride-dependent GABA transporter 2-like
Exons: 14
Coding region: 1-1968 (655 amino acids)
Biological process (GO): sodium ion transmembrane transport
Cellular component (GO): membrane
Source: RefSeq, a predicted model, not a curated record